Messenger RNA from Artibeus jamaicensis (Jamaican fruit-eating bat), 3173 nucleotides. RefSeq names its product G kinase anchoring protein 1 (gene GKAP1). The coding region runs from base 473 to 1432 and encodes 319 amino acids. NCBI's taxonomy places the organism in Eukaryota, Metazoa, Chordata, Mammalia, Chiroptera, Phyllostomidae. The record is from RefSeq and is a predicted model, not a curated record. Gene Ontology annotation, biological process: signal transduction. Gene Ontology annotation, cellular component: Golgi apparatus. The transcript has 11 exons.
UCCCGCCCUCGGCUGGCAGCGGCACACUCGCUGCCCCUCACAGCUGCGUGUAGCCUCGCUGCUCUCCGCGGACCGCGCAGCCGGCUGACCGGCUGCCCGGCCCGCCGCCUCAGGUCCCGUUAGUGCGCGGAGCCUGCUCGCGGGGCCGCUGCGAAAGCCUGCCCAGCGCAAGCCUGCCACCACCCCUUGACCCAGCCGAGUCCCAGCACCCGAGGCUGCCGCCCAGAGAGCUGCAGGAGUCUCCGAGGCGAGGGUGGAGGUAGAAGAGGGCCAAGCCUGCGACCAGGGAGGCCCGGUUUUGAAGCCUCAUUUUUGCUUGAGUUAGGUCUCGUCAAACCCUAUUUCUUUCUCUACGUACUUUGUGCGAAUAAGUUUUGGAGCAUCGGUUAACAGCCUGUGGGUGAGAUUUGGCUUUCAUUCAUGCGUGAGGAAUUAUUCUUGACAGAAAUAUUUUAGAAGAAAAAUAUUUACAAUGGCCUCAGCAGUUCUUAGUUCUGUUCCCACUACUGCUUCUCGCUUUGCCCUGUUGCAAGUGGAUAGUGGCAGUGGCUCUGAUUCUGAGCCUGGAAAAGGCAAAGGUCGGAAUACUGGAAAGUCUCAAACAAGCAAAUCAACUACAAAUGAGAAAAAGAGAGAGAAAAGAAGAAAAAAGAAGGAGCAGCAGCAGAGUGAAGCAAAUGAGCUCAGGAAUCUUGCUUUUAAGAAGAUUCCUCAGAAAUCUUCCCAUGUCACUUGUAAUGUUCAACAUGAACUUUCUUUACCAAACCCGGUAAAGAAGGAUUCACGAGAAGAAAAUUGGCAAGAGUGGAGACAAAGAGAUGAACAGCUGACAUCUGAAAUGUUUCAAGCAGAUCUUGAGAAGGCAUUGUUGCUAAGUAAAUUAGAAUAUGAAGAACACAAAAAGGACUAUGAAAAUGCCGAAAAUGCUUCAACUCAGUCAAAGGUUAUGAGUAAAAAAGAUAAAAGAAAGAAUCAUCAGGGAAAAGACAAACCUCCCACAGUAUCACUAAAAGAUUUUCAGUCUGAAGAUCAUACUAGUAAAAAGACAGAGGAAGUAGUUCUGAAAGAUGGCAGGAUUGAAAGACUAAAGUUGGAACUUGAAAGGAAAGAUGCUGAAAUCCAGAAACUGAAAAAUGUGAUCACUGAAUGGGAGGCAAAAUAUAAAGAAGUGAAGGCAAGAAAUGCACAGUUAUUGAAAAUGCUUCAGGAAGGUGAAAUGAAAGAUAAAGCAGAAAUACUUCUGCAAGUUGAUGAAUCACAAAGUAUCAAGAAUGAGCUGACUAUACAGGUGGCUUCACUCCAUGCUGCAUUAGAGCAAGAAAGAUCUAAAGUGAAAGUUUUACAAGCAGAGUUAGCCAAAUACCAGGUAUGCUUUUAUAAUUUUGACAGUGUUUUCAUCAUAAAUAAUACAUUUGAAAUAGAUGCUAUGUGAUUGAAUAACUGCACUAUCUUAGGCCAAAAUUUAUUCACCAGAAAUAUUAAUUUUGUUAAAUUUGUUAUAUAAUACACAUUUUUUAAAUGUAAGGUUAUUCUAGGUGUUGGUAUUAACUAAAGUAUUAGCAGUAACUAAAGUAUUUCAGAAAAAUCCUUGCUACUACAUAGAUGAUAUGGCAUCCAUGCCAUUGACUCAUACUGAGGAAAGGCAUGUAAUGACAUUUGUCCCAUUAUAUAAGUUUAAUCACUUAGGUAUAGAAAUAUCUUUUAGAUGUCUUCUUUGUAAAAGUAUAUUUUCCAUUUUGUAAUUAAUAAAUGAUAUGUGGAGUGAUACUUUGAGAUUGUGCUACUAUCCUUUUCUUUUUACCCAAUGGUUUAGCAUCCAUUGAUGAUAUUUGUAGCAGUUAUUUUGAUGGUUGCAAAAUAGUGACUUUUCUAAUUGUGUCAUUUCUUCUGCAUUCACAAGCUGGCAUUCAGCAUUUUUUUCUGGAUGGCGCAGUAAAAAAUAUCAGUGCUUUUUUUCAGUAUAUGUGUAUGUGUACAUGUGUGCAUAUAUAAAUACACACAUUUAUUUGUAUGUAUGUAUGUGGGUCUAACUCAUGACAUAAAAUGUGUUGAUUAAGGUGGGGUCAUAGUCAGAAAAAGUUUGAAGGCCACUGGUGGCCUAUAGAACAUUAAAGUUGUUUACCCCCAGCUUUGAUAUCAGUCUGGGAGGGAAAAUUUGCCUGGGAGGCUCUGAAAAUGAUUUUUGAAAUUUUUUGUGUGUUUUUUUAAUCUUGUUCAGGAGCAAGGUAAGAUUUUUAAGCUGUAAAACAUUGGUAAAUUAAUUUCUGUUUUCUUGCUAACAGAAAGUAAAUCUUGUUUUUAAUACAUAUCACACACAUCUCAGGUCCCAUAUAACCUUUUAAUACUUAUUUUCUCUGAAUGAAUUCUUGCAGAGCUUUCAUUUGUCCAUAAAUAACAGUGUCUCAGACUUGAUUUUUUUAAAACAAAGGUUGAUAGAGAAAUGUUUUGAUCACUAAGAGAAAAGUUAUAUGCUGAAAAAAACAAAAAAUAUUUAAAAAAAAAACACAGAGAAGCCGCCACCAUUAUUAAUUUGGCCUGGGUUUCAAGUGCCCCUGAUAUAACCACCAUUUUCAGAAAGGCACUUUCCCAGACUUGGCUGAUCAUCAGAAUCACUUGGGAGCUUUUUGAAUUAGAUAGUUUUGACCAUCCCUGGUAAUUGUGAAUAAAUAGGUCUGAGACAAAUUCUAGACAUCAGAAUUUUUAAAAUAUUACUACACAGGUGAUUCUAAUGAUCAAUUAAAUUUGGGCACCAAAUGAUCAACUAAAUAUCUGAUAAAAUGUCUAGACAAAACUUGCAUUAUAAAUUGAAUUACCCAAAAGGGUAAUGAACUGAAUUACUAAAUUUGCUGACCAUAUGGAAUAAAUUGUUUUAGAAUUGAUCAAAAUUUUUAUUUUAAAAACAAUCUGGGACAGUCUAAAAGAACUUUAAAAAAUAAGAUAUUUGUGAUUUUACUAAAUCUAGGCUAGUUCCAAUAGAUGUAAUUGAUUUUUACAACUACUUUAACUAUUUUUAAAAAUAACCCUGUAGAAAUAAUUUAGUAGAAUGCACAUUCAAAUUUGCAACAAACUCAAAAAGGAAAUUGCUUCCUUCUCAUACUCAAAAAUGCCUUCAGUUUCAUAUAUUCUUAAUUUGCAAAUGCCCCAGAAUGGUAUUUCCUCAAUAAUUUGCCCUA